AUGACCUCCGAAGAACUCCCCAAGUUACUCCAGCCCAACCACAAUAUUGGUAGAGCGCUAGCAACCUUCGAAUUCGACUCGCCAGUAUCCUCAAGACGAGGCUCUCGAUCUGCGCUAAGUUCACCUCGAAGCUCGCGUCCAGCAUCACCGCGCUCGGAAAUAGCAACCCCUACUACCGACGCCUCAAUAUCAACACUCCGGAUCCAGUCACCUAGUCACGAGGCACCUCCUCGACAUCAAAUACUUGGUCUCAAAAUCCAAUCUGAGGAACUACCUCUAGUCAUCUGCUUUCGUGGCUCUGGCGAUUCAUGUCGUCGCUCAUGGCUGCCGCUUGCACAGGCCUUGUCUGAGAACUACCGAGUUCUUCUGUACGAGCGACCGUCCAAAAUCACUCCUGCGGAGUCCACAGCCGAGCUUAUAACGUACCUCGACAAAGAGGGCCUGCACGGUCCGUAUGUCCUAGUAGCCCACUCCCACGGUGGAGCAUAUGCUCGGUGCUUCCUACAUGAGCGCCCCAAAGACGUCGCCGGCAUGGUUCUCGUUGAGACGGGCCAGGAGGCGACCUGGGAUGAGAAGAUCCAGGACGAGCAGGAAGACGACCACAUCCUCGGCAACCGGCCUCUUGUUGUCGUCAAAGGCAACAGCCUGCUGCACAAAUGGCGCCAACUCGACGACCGGGAGAAACGGCUCAAGGACAAGGCCACACAUGGCGAGGUGGCCAGCGAGGGCGAGAAGGCCAGCUUGAUGAUCACACGCAACGAGAUGGGAAAGUGGGAGAAGGAAGACACAAAGCUGAAGAAGCGGCAGCUGCGGCUGUCAAAGAGGCACCGCUUCGUCAACCUCCUCGACGUAGGCCAUCAUGUGGUGCGAGACAAGCCAGAGCGUGUCGCGGAGGAGGUGGAGUGGGUUAUGGCGAACCUGGCCGGUGCCGAUAAGAGUGGCAGGAGCAGUCGGAGCAGCAGUCGCAGGCCCAGCGUGGAGAUGGAUCGGGAGCGCCAGAGCAGCGUGUCGUCGUGGCUCAGGAAGGCGAGUCUGGCGUUGACGCCCAAGGCGGAGAAGGAGAAGAGAACAGCCUCGAGUCGGUGA
This is a messenger RNA of Cyphellophora europaea CBS 101466, 1086 nucleotides long. RefSeq lists its product as uncharacterized. Lineage: Eukaryota; Fungi; Ascomycota; Eurotiomycetes; Chaetothyriales; Cyphellophoraceae. The transcript has a single exon. The coding region runs from base 1 to 1086 and encodes 361 amino acids. The record is from RefSeq and is a predicted model, not a curated record.